Eurytemora carolleeae is the source of this 826-nucleotide messenger RNA. RefSeq lists its product as uncharacterized. The transcript is spliced from 6 exons. Gene Ontology annotation, biological process: synapse organization. Gene Ontology annotation, cellular component: neuron projection membrane. NCBI's taxonomy places the organism in Eukaryota, Metazoa, Arthropoda, Copepoda, Calanoida, Temoridae. The record is from RefSeq and is a predicted model, not a curated record. Bases 32 to 598 code for a protein of 188 amino acids.
AUAAACUUAAAGAGAGAGAACUCAUUGAGCAAUGGUGACACCGGGUACUUCUUUUCUCUUCAUACUUAUAAUCAUUCACAAAACAUAUACAUUAGACGGAGAAGAAAUGCGUCUACGGCACUGGAAUGGAUUUGAGAACCUUUUGGAGAAGGGAACUGGGAACGUGUUCCUGACACCUAACAACACCUUAGUGGUCGGGAACACAGGAAACACCGUCACACUCCCCUGCAACGUCAACAUGGAGAACAGAUACGGGGUGAUAACCUGGGCUCGGCUUGGGAAUGAAGUUGACCCGUACACUGUGCUGACAGCUGGAGAUGUUGAUAUAACAACAGAUACUAGAGUAUCAUUGGAACAACAUGACCGGAAAGAUGAAUGGAAUCUUAUCAUUAGAUCUUUAAAGAAACAAGAUGAAGGACUAUAUGAGUGCCAAGCAACAACAUAUCCUCCACAGUACAUAGUUGUACGGUUAGAAGUACAAGAAGCAUAUGCUGAGAUUCUAGGAGCUGAGGAGAAGGUAUUUAAGACGGAAUCUCGAAUGAAACUAGUUUGUCAACUCAGGAACUCCACCUCAACUCCUGAUUUUAUAUUCUGGUAAGCUCUUCAUUUUAUCUUAUUGUCAAUAAAGGGAUUGUUCAUGUGCAUAUAUUAGAAUUAGGAACAUAUCCCUUAAAUCUACAGCUUAAACAUGUUCCUAGGAAAUAUUUUGACCAACUAUAUGUGCCGAUGGCGAAGAUGUCGGGUAAAUAAUUUUGGAGUUUAUAUGUUCGACAUCGGUUAGUCGGAGACUAAAUGUAUGCAGGGAAGGGCCAGAAUAUUCCAAUAG